Molecule: messenger RNA, 2212 nt
Organism: Anguilla rostrata (American eel)
Lineage: Eukaryota; Metazoa; Chordata; Actinopteri; Anguilliformes; Anguillidae
Gene: cnih1
Product: cornichon family member 1
Exons: 5
Coding region: 117-551 (144 amino acids)
Biological process (GO): endoplasmic reticulum to Golgi vesicle-mediated transport
Cellular component (GO): COPII-coated ER to Golgi transport vesicle; endoplasmic reticulum membrane
Source: RefSeq, a predicted model, not a curated record
GCACCAGUUUACAGCGUUUAGCAUUGCUCAGUGAUUCCCUCAUUUGCCUGGCGAGCUGAGAGUCGCGCUUCCCUUAUCGGGUGACGGGUCUCUAGGCUACAUUAGCAAAAUAAAAAAUGGCGUUCACAUUCGCGGCCUUUUGUUAUAUGCUAGCAUUGCUCCUAACUGCAGCUCUCAUUUUCUUCGCUAUUUGGCACAUAAUUGCAUUUGAUGAACUGAAGACAGACUACAAGAAUCCGAUAGAUCAGUGUAACACAUUGAAUCCGCUGGUGCUCCCGGAGUACCUCAUCCACGUGUUCUUCUGCGUGAUGUUCCUGUGUGCGGCCGAGUGGCUCACCCUGGGGCUCAACAUGCCGCUGCUGGCCUAUCACGUGUGGAGAUACACGAGCAGGCCUGUGAUGAGUGGCCCGGGACUCUAUGACCCAACUACGAUCAUGAACGCCGACAUCCUGGCAUACUGUCAAAAAGAGGGCUGGUGCAAGCUGGCUUUCUACCUCCUUUCCUUCUUCUAUUAUCUCUAUGGGAUGAUCUACGUUCUGGUGAGCUCCUAAACGGAACUGACUGUUGACAGGGGAGGACAGGAGUGCAUGUAGGGAAGAAAGUCUACGACUUUAACUCAGAGUUGGAACCACAGCUGUGGAAGACUUCCCCUCGGUGGCAAACGAUAAACGGAUAAUGAACUCAACCCCACGUACAUCCCGAGCAUCAAUCACAGAAACUUAAAAAAAAUAAAAAAUGUCCAUUCAAAUAUUUUUUGCCACAACCACCUUUUUAUUGCAGCUCUCUCUUACUCUAUUUAAAGGACAGAAGAUUACCAACAAUAGGCCUGGGCAUCUUCUGUGUGUUUGAAUUCAGUAAAUUUGACUUUACAAAGUUUUCUCUUUUUUUCUUUUUGGACUUUAUGAAGCAGGUGAAGUGUUAUGUUUAAACUCACAUUGGCAAUUUGUUGUUGAGCAUUUAAAAAAAAAAAAAGAUGUUUUAUAGUCAAUUUCUUUUUAUAUUGUCUGAAUACUGUAUCAGAACAUUAUGAAGCAAAUGUCUUUAAAAAAAAAAAAAAAAGAACUGUUCCCAAGCGGUUUUGCAAGCGUCACACCCCCCUUGAGAAAUUACUGUGUAGUAAUUAUGUAAUGCUUAUUUUGUUGUCCAGGAGUGUUUGAAUUAAGCUCUUUUACGUGAUAACUUGUGCUUGGACCUCAUUUUAUCUGACUUCAGCUGUUUUUCUAAGUUAAUAAAAGCAACACCCAAUUCAAAUGCAUUUUGUAAUGAUUAUCGCCUGAUAAACUACGUAAUGCAUGGUGACAGUAUAAUUUACAGAUUUUCUUGGGUCAAGAAUGUAAGAAUUUUAAUUUAAACCCUCCUGGAUGAACCUGCUGAAAAUCGGAAUAUGCUUUCAAAUAUGACGAACCAAAAAUCAAGACCUUGUGUUAGAAAAUUAAUGUUUCAAAAUGCCCACGUACUAACAUCCUUCUGAAUGGUUAUCCAGGAAUUAAAUGUUUUAUGAUACGGGUGACCUUGAUGCUAUUGUGUAUCACACCAUACUGAAUUAUUUUAUUAUAUACUCAAUAGAUAUGUAACGGACUGCCUAGGGGCCAGAAUUUUUACUUGGAAAUUUUUAAGUAAGGGACACCUUGCUGUCACAAGGAAUUGAGUCCCCUGGGACUCAAACCAAAGCUUAUAAAAUGACCAUUAAGAUCCAGUAAAGUACUUUGGUGUUCUAGUAAUCAAUGGCAGGAGAACUGUCCCAUAACUAAAACAAGCCUACGCUUUGGAAUGGCGGGUGUACAGUCACUUAAUUUUACAGCAUUCUUGAAUGCAAUUAUAUUUGUUUACAAUUUUAUCAGUACCUUAACACUCCCUAGAAUGCCUCUCAUGAAAGACAUUUAUAUAAUGACAUUCUGAAUUGUUCUUUCUGGAAUGUUUGGCAGUGGUGUAUAGGCUCAGUCAUAAGAGAAAAGUUUUCCAGGGUCACAAGGGAACUACACAGAAUUUGCCAAUGACUGUGUCAUCCUUGAACUUUUUGCCAUUAAAGUGAAAUUUCCUAGUAACCUGAAAAUAAUGGAAACCGUUGUGUUAGACCACAUGAAUCUUGUAUUCUGUAAAUGUGAAAAUAGUUAUUUGAAUCACUACUGAAAUGUAGAUCGGAUACAGACGUUAUAGAUACGGUAGAGGAUUGGAAGUUGAAAUGAAUCAAUUAAAAUGCAAAUAAAUCCCA